Messenger RNA from Aspergillus saccharolyticus JOP 1030-1, 1451 nucleotides. Its product is annotated as putative C6 transcription factor. Lineage: Eukaryota; Fungi; Ascomycota; Eurotiomycetes; Eurotiales; Aspergillaceae. The record is from RefSeq and is a predicted model, not a curated record. Gene Ontology annotation, biological process: positive regulation of transcription from RNA polymerase II promoter by galactose; DNA-templated transcription. Gene Ontology annotation, cellular component: nucleus. Gene Ontology annotation, molecular function: RNA polymerase II cis-regulatory region sequence-specific DNA binding; DNA-binding transcription factor activity, RNA polymerase II-specific; zinc ion binding. The coding region runs from base 1 to 1437 and encodes 478 amino acids. The transcript has 2 exons.
AUGGGGUCGAUGUAUCCGGUUCUGGAGCUGGGGGGGCUGUUGGAGCAGGUGGAUGUGGUGUUUGGCGGCGGGUCCGCGGUCAAGGCAGGGGGUGUGCAUGCGGACGAUGUGCAGAUCCUGCGGUUAGUAUUUGCGUGUGCGCUGACGGCUGAGGCGGCAGGGAGCAGUGAGCUUGCGAUGCGGCUGUUUGAGAGUGUGCGCGAGGCGGCGGAUAAUUGCGUGUGGGGGCCUCCGGACAUCCAGAGUAUUAUCUUGUUGACGUUGGUCGCGAUCUUUCACUUCCAGAUGGACGAGGAGAUCCUGGCCUGGCGCAUUGUGGGCAUCGUCGAGCGCAUGUGUCUUGAGCGAGGGCUGCACCGCCGCGAAACCCUGACCCAGCCGGCCAUCGUCGCUGCGGGGCGCGACCGCGUCCUGCGGCUGUUUUGGUCGAUCUACAUCCUCGACAUUCGCUGGAGCUUUGGGACGGGCAUGCCGUUUGCGCUCGAGGACAGCGAUAUCGACCCCUGGCUCCCGGAGCCGGAGGAGAAGACGCCCUACCUGCGGGUGAUGAUCCGGUACAGCCGCAUUGCCGCCAAGGUGUGGAAGUUUAUCUCUGCCUUCAACAAUACCAACGAGAUCAAGAAGGAGGAGAUGAAUUUUCUGGAUUGGCAGGUCCAGCAGUGGGUUGCCAACAUCCCCGACAUACUCCGUCUUGAGCAGCAGCCGCAGCCGCAACAGGAACGCGAGCCAUCCACCCCGCGGAGCCUCCACCGUCUCCGGGCUUUGCUGCACCUGCGCGCCAACCAACUCCGCAUGCUCAUCCACCGGCCCGUCCUCCACUCGGCCGCGCAUUUCAUGCGCCACCCCGCCGAAUCCCAGCUGGUCGUCGACCUGGCCAAGGAGACCAUCCGCUUCAUCACCCACCUCAACGAGACGACCGACAUCUAUCGUCUCCAGCAGAUCACCUUCAACUGGUUCCUCGUCUCUGCCGUCGCGGCACUGUUUCUGGCCGUCGCGCAGGGCCCCGCGCAGUUUGGGGCCGAAUGCCGCGAGGAGUUCUAUCUGGGGCUGGAGCUGAUCAAGGGCUUCUCGACCAAGUCGUAUAUCUCGCUGCGGCUGUGGAAGUCGAUCCGCAGUUUGCGGAAGUUGGGACCGCAGGUGAUGCGCCGCCAGCAGCAGCAGGAGGUACCCGAUGAGAGCGGCGCGGAGGUGGUUGACGAGACGCAUCGGGUCGAUACCGGACCUCUGCCGUCCACGGGGAGCAUGCAGAGUCUCACGCCGGUGGAUGGGGCGCAGAUGACGCGUGAGCUAAUGGAGUGGUUUGAGGCGGUGGGUAGUCUGGAGACGCAGAUCAUGGGGAUGGGAGCGUUGCCGCCAGAGGUGGAUGGUUGGGGGCGGGGCCAGUAUAUGGUGGAUUAUGGGGGGGAGUUGUCGAGUGUGAUGAAGGAUUGUUUCUAGUAUGCUGGCUACCA